Molecule: messenger RNA, 705 nt
Organism: Phyllotreta striolata
Lineage: Eukaryota; Metazoa; Arthropoda; Insecta; Coleoptera; Chrysomelidae
Source: the annotation of a GenBank genome assembly
AUGAACAAACUCGCCUUCUUCACCGUACUCCUGUGCGCCUCCGCUUUGGUUUGCGCUAAACCCAAGAAAGAGGAAGAUGUCACCUCCGAAGAAGCCGUCAUGGAAAUCAAAAAAAUGGCUCAAUCCAUCCGCGCAAAAUACAACACCACCAUCCUGCUCGACCUCCUCAAAUUGGCCGAUAAAGUAAACGAAAAAUGCCCCCACUUGGAGGACAAACUGGACAGCGUAGGAGAAAAAGUAAGCGCUUGCAUCGAAAACAUCGAAUUGGGCUCUAAGACCAUCUGCACGUUGGUCAAAGAGAAUUUCAUGCAAUGCUUCAAACCCGUCAGGGACGUGAUGGUGUCCUGCAUGCCCGAAGAGUCCAAGGACCUUCCAGUAAUGGUUGGAAAAGUCAUCGUUGCCUUGGUUAACACAGCUUGUCAAUCAACUGUUGAAGAAGUUUUAGAAUUGUUCAACCCCUGCCAGAUGCAAGCUAUGCACCACGAGAACUUCUCGAAGACUCCUGCUUGCAAGCAAGUGAAAACCGCCAUCGUUCAGCACAAGAACAAACUUCCCAGCAACUCUCUUAUCUGCGAGAUCUUGCCCAAGAUGCACACCUGCGAGGAAGCUGUUAUGCAACAGGUCUGCAAGAACUCCGUGACCAGAAACAUUGUCACUAAAUUCCACAAUGCCGUGGAAAACUCUUUGAAAACCGAAUGCGAUGCU